CUGACUUUUAUCUAUGUAUAAUACUGAAAAAUGGGUUUGGUGAACAUAUUAAUAAUUUUGGCUAUUAGUUGGCUAGUUGCGGUACAAGCUGGCGUAAGGGAGGACCACUUAAAGGAGCACAAUCGGUUAAGAAGUAGGCACGGCUGUCCGCCUCUUCAAUUAGAUGACAAACUCUCAGACGAUUGCGAAGCUUAUGCAAAAGUAUUAGCCACAAGCCAAAAGUUGGAACAUUCAGAUGCCGCCGGGAAAUAUGGUGAGAACUUGUGUAUGCGAUCGGAAGAACCUUUGCAAUGCGACCAGAUGUGGUACGAUGAAAUCGAGUUUUACGACUUUAAAAACCCAGGGUUUAGCAUGGAGACUGGCCAUUUCACAGCUUUAGUUUGGAAGAAUUCAAAGACAAUGGGUUACGGUGAAGCCAAAGAUUCGCAAGGACGUUACUGGGUGGUAGUGAGAUACUAUCCGGCGGGCAAUGUUAAUGGGCAGUUCGACAAAAAUGUUCCCCCAAGAGAGGGUGACAAGGCAGGAGUCUCUUGUACUCAAGUGCAAGUCAAUACCAUUCUUAUUUUGAUUUCCCUGUACCUGUACCUCUAGUUAUGGUCAAUAUCGUUAUGCAUUCCUUGGGCCUGCAUUAGUAACAAAAUUUAAGUUCACCAAUUAAAAAAUAAUUUUAUAUUUAAA
Messenger RNA from Drosophila eugracilis, 678 nucleotides. RefSeq names its product Golgi-associated plant pathogenesis-related protein 1-like. The record is from RefSeq and is a predicted model, not a curated record. NCBI's taxonomy places the organism in Eukaryota, Metazoa, Arthropoda, Insecta, Diptera, Drosophilidae. Bases 31 to 591 code for a protein of 186 amino acids. The transcript is spliced from 4 exons. Gene Ontology annotation, cellular component: extracellular region.